This is a messenger RNA of Felis catus (domestic cat), 9607 nucleotides long. RefSeq lists its product as uncharacterized. The record is from RefSeq and is a predicted model, not a curated record. Lineage: Eukaryota; Metazoa; Chordata; Mammalia; Carnivora; Felidae. The coding region runs from base 1039 to 3690 and encodes 883 amino acids. The transcript is spliced from 19 exons.
CCUCCACACCCGCCAUGUUGCCCGAGAGAGCGCGAGACAGUGAGACAGAGCGGCGAGGGCCCGCUCCUUCUUCACCCACCUACACGAGCGACGCCGGAAGCUGCUCUCGAUGGACUCAGAAGGACUGCGUUGUUUUUCACAGUUACAGUUCACGACGAGGCUGUCCAAGCACUUACGGUGAUGAACCUGCAAAGGAGACUGAGAGGCGUUUAUUAUUAGAGAAGGCAAGGGAAAACAGCGUUUCACGGAAGGAGUGAUUAACCGCAGAGUGCUACUAGGAAGUCAAGUAAGAGGACUGAAAAAUGUCAGUUGUAUAUAGUAACAUGGAAGACAUUGGUGACCUUAGCAACAGCUACUUAGAUAGUGAGAGAUGGAAUGCGGACUCCAGAGAGUUGAGGAAUGAGAGGGAGGUGAGGAAAUAAGAGACUCUCCUCAUCCUUCAAAUUUCAGCUGAAAUGCCACUCCCUCCGAGACUCUUCCUCGGUGUUUUCAAAGCUGAAAAUGAUCCUUGGGGAUGAAAUCUGAAGAACACAGAACAGAAAGAUGGGAUGAUGCUGGAUCCUUGGUGAUGUCAUUCAGCCACUGAAUUGGAAUCCAUAGGCUACUUAUCCUACCUCCAAACAUCUGAGAUAUCAUAUUUCUGUGUUGUUAAAUUUCUGGUAAUUAUAAAUAAAGACAUUCUAACUUUAUACAAAUUCCAGAAUGUACACGACUUGGUGCUCAACUGGCUCUUUUAAUCCAGAAAUUCCAAGUUUACAUUUCCAGUGACUGAGGAUGACCAAAAUAAAAGACAUGAAUGGAAUCAGUUGGUCUUGAAGUUCUGAACGGAACUCUGGUACAAAGUUAUUUUGGAGUCAGAACCAACAGAUCUCUAAUAUUCCUUGGGUCUGAAAAUUGCAGCAACUGGUGAGACAGAAGCUAUUAUGAAUAAUGCUACUAUGAACAUUCCUGUACAAGUUUUGGUGUGGACAUACAUGUUUUCAUUUCUAUUGGAUAUAUAUCUAGGAGUACAAGUGCUGAGUCAUAUGGGAUAAUUCUAUGUUCAACAUUUUGAUGAACUACCAGACUAUUUUCAAAAGCAACUGCAGCAUUAUACAGUCCUACCAGCUAUGUAUGAGGUUUCUAAUUUCUCCAUGUGUUGUCAACACUUAUUAUUGUCUUUUUUUAAAUUAUAAUCAUCCCAAUAGGUCUCAUGGCAGAAUGGAAGACUUUACUGAAGCCAAAUCUUUGGAUAUUGGGCCCAUCUAUUUCUUUGAUCAGAUGAAACCAAAAAGGAAAAUAUGGGAAAAAAGAGAACAUGAAGGCCAUUUCCCCCAUUUGAGAUACACCUCAAGAGCUAUUUAUAGUCGUACAAACAGUACAGUAUCUAAAGAACAAAAGGAAGCAAGACUAUCUACAGUAUCUGAAUGUGAGAAGAAAGAUGAAUUCCAUUCAUCUGGGAUCUCACAAAUUUCUGGUGUUUCCAAGUUUUCAUCUAACCUUCGAUUCACCAAAAUAUACCGGCAAAAGAAUCUAUUUGAAGAAUAUAAACUGAUUGCUGCUGAAAUACUGAGUGAACUUGGGGAGAUAUUGCAGAAAUAUGCUGAGUAUAACAUUACUUUCCCUGCGGGAAUUGUAAAUCUUAUGAAUUACAGCUGGCAUGAUCUUAUUGAAGGUGUUUGUAAGUGUGCAACGAAAAAUUUGAAGAAAAACAAUGCCUUAAAAAGAGAUUCCAAAAACAUGACCCAAAUCAGCACCUGUGCAAGAGAGGAAUAUCAUAAGGAAAAUCAUCUUAUGAAAGCAAAAAAAGACCACCCUGUUUCAUCUGCUCUUGUGAAACAAAACCAGUAUUCACAGAUCCCGCAGGAUAGCCAUUUACCUGUUGUCAUCCACUUCUCCCUGUUAUCCAAGAUCUGUUUAGAAAAUGGUUGGAUCUUUCAACAUCCUCACUCAAAAUUGGAAAUUCUGAAAUGGAAGACAGUCCUCAAUACUGCUGUGAAGAGACUACAAGAAGCCAUAAUUCAAAUAAAAGCAGAAGAAGCAAAGCUUAAAAAAGAAGGAUUCAACAAAUGUCUUAUCCUGCGCCACUAUAAUGAUCCUAAAGGCGUGGUGAAGGUAGACAACAGUCCCAAAGUUUCCCAAUGUUUCUGGCUGGAGCUGCUGAAGAGGAAGCCUAAGAUGCCAACAGUCAAAGAGGCUGACCCAGAGAUGAAAAAGUUCCAUUAUGCCCUGGUAGACGGUUCCUCUUUGACCUACUAUCCUUCUGGCCGCCUCGCUGUCUGCCAAAGCUAUUCUGCUCUCCCUUGGGGUGGCAUGUACACCAACAUAUUCAGUGACCUGCCAAAUCAAGUUAUCCUGGGAACCUUUACACCUUUUGGAUGUGGUAGCAUUUCUUUUCCUAAAAGCCUAAUAAUAUCAAUGAUGUUUAAUCAGGAUGGUGGCAUGGUGAUCGGCAAAAAAGGAAACAUUAUAAGGGAAUGGAUGUGGCCUUCAAAGGGAAAACUUGAUGAUCCAGUUGAAAUUUGGGUGAACGAGUUCAUUACAGUGGAGAUUUCUGGGCGCUUUGCCAUAACCUUGGUCUACAAAUGGCAUCCCCAAAGCCUAAGGCUAUCUCUGGCACCUGUAAAAUGCAAGUUUUUCCAUCAAGGUUUACCUGAGGAGCCAUUCCCUGAUGUCAACCCCAUCUCCAAAGAAGCCAUGGAGUUAUUCAAGGCCUAUAAAGUAAAGUGCAAACAUACGAAAUCUGCAACACAGGACAAAGAUCCUUCAAGUUUAACAGACACAAUGAAAAUAGCUACGUUUGAUCCCGUAAUGGACAUAAGCCCUAUGUCUGACAUCACAACAGUUAUUAAAUUAAGAAGACUGCAGAAAAAGGUCAAGCACAUCCUACUUCACUGGCUGGAUUACUACAGAUUUGCUUUAGGAAUUGAAUCCCUGUACACUUGCAAAAUACCCAAGUCGCCACAAAAAGUGAUCAAGAAACAAAAAGUCUCAUCAGCAAAAUUUCCUCUGAAACAAAGUACAAAGGAAAAAGAUGAGAAUAAGGAGUAUCUUCAAUACCAAAAUACCUUCCGAAAACUGAAAGGUAUCUUUCAGCCUUCGCCUCUCUAUUGCAUCCGGAAGACCCCAGUCAGCAAUCAGUACCUCAGGCUUCCUCUUCCUCCCAUUGAGAGCAAGGACGCAUGGUUUGCUUCCCAGCUGCUUUGUCCUGUGGUCCUCAGGAGGACACUGUGUGGGAAGGAAGGGGGCACAUGCCAAUGUGGCACUUACAGCAUCCCUGAAGUGACAGACCUGGAGUAUGAUCACCUUAUAAGCACCCAGCUGUCCUCCGUGGAUCAGGUCAUUAUAGUCCACGUGACCUCAGCUAAGGAAACAGACAAGACUAUAAAAGAAAUGGCCCAAGUGUAUAGGAAACUGAACAGAUCCAAAAGCAUGCCUUGCAUUCAGAGUUGUUCAGAUCCCUUUCGAUUGCUCAAAUACAACAUCACCUCUGCAUCUAAAUUUACUGGCAACAGUUGUCCACUUCUGGUUCAAAGGCACAAUGUCAUUCCAGGAAUUUUUUUGAUGUACAUUAGGGGAAAAUUAGUAUUUGCCAACUUUAUUUUCAAUGGCUAUAGCACAUCUGCUAAAGACCUUCAAAAGCAAAUUGUGAAGACAAAGAGUGAUUAUCAUACAGGAUAUUUCCUACCCAAUGACUUCAGGAUCCGGUAGAGUAACUAAUAUAUUCUAUCUUGUCUCACACUUUUAAUUAGUAAAUCCCAGAUAAGGGCCAAAUUUCAAGAACUGCCUUUAUGAAUGUGUGUUCCUUGCUUCAAAUCUUUUCUGGAAAGAGGUAGUUUAAAAGCUCAGUUCAAAUGUUUGGGGGCAUCUUUUAACUUGCCGAGUAGACAUCCUGAGCAAAGCUCACCCUCAGGGUUGAAAAAAUUUAUGGAUAAGAAAUUAUCAUUGAAAUUAAAUGGUGGUAGGUCCAAGGAAUAUUGUAGGGAUUCGAUCCCUUUAUGAAUCUUGUGAUAGAUCAUUGUGUGGAAAUGGCUAUUGGGCAACAGAAUGAUAUUGGAAUGGUGGUAAUUGAAAAAAUAAACAAUGGGUAUAUUCACCAGAAGAAAUCAACUGCUCCCACACCCCCCCCCCCGAACCUGUUUUAAUACAGUAUAAAAAUCAGGUCAUAUUACUCAGCAAUCAUAAAUAAUGAAAUCUUGCCAUUUGCAACGUGGAUGGAGGUAGAGUGUAUUAUGUUAAGUGAAAUAGAGACAAAUACCAUAUUAUUUCACUUAUAUGUGGAAAUCAAGAAACAAGAGAUGAAUGAAGGAGGAAAAAAGAGAGGGAAGCAAACCAUAUGACUCUUAACUAUGAGAACAAUCUGAGGGUUGAUGGGAAGGCAGGUGGAGUGAUAGCAAUCAGGUGAUGGGCAUUAGGAGGGAACUAGGUGUUUUAUGUGAUGAAUCAUUAAAUUCUAUCCCCAAACCAAUUUUACCAUAUAUGUUAACUAACUAGAAUUUAAAUAAUAACUUGAAAUAAAAUAAAUAAAAAUCAGGUCAUGUGCAUUUUCAUAUUGAACUUUUCUGUUAAAUAAAACUUUUGUAAUAGUAAAAGAAGUAAGUAAAUAAAAGUUGUUCAAGGAAGGCCACUUUCUCUUUAACCAGCAUUCAGUCUGCAGAGCCAUUUUGGAGCUACCACGAAUGUUCCCAAGACUGUAGCUAAGCUUAGAAAUGUAUAAACAAAUAGUUCAUUCAAUUACAUAGGACAAAGUAUGAUCCAUUGGAUGUUAGCUUCCUUCUUAAUUCAGUAGAUAUUUUCUGUCAGGAAGGUCGUACAAGUCAACAAAUAUAACAUGAUUAGAAUGUAUCCAAUGGCUGACAGUCACUGAGAAGGGUGAAAAGCAAGCUUUUAAAAUUCAUUUGCUGUUUCACUCUGAUAAAAUAUCAUGUGAGGCACUUUAAUGACCGAACAAACAAAACUUAGACUAAUGAAUCCAAAGCUUUCCUAGAAAACUGUCUUUUGUGGUUUUGUUAACAUAUUCUGAAAAAUACAGACAGAAGGAAGAGAAAAAGAAUUUUUACUUUUUGGCUAAUUCAUGUGGCAAACAUCAGAAUUAAAAAAAAAGGCACACACACAAAAGACACAAAGAAGUACAGAUUUUAUUAGAGACUAGUUAAGCUUAGGAGGAACAACAAUAAUACAGACAUAUACAAACCUACUGUUGGUUUUUGUAAAAAUCCUUUAAAAAUUCAGUAUGGUAAGAUAUAUCAAGCGAGCAAAGAAAGUAUUGAUGAGAAAAUCUUAGGUAGGGCAGGAGAUGUACAGUUCUACAUAAAAUAUAAGUAGUCAAAAAGUAAAAAUUAAAGGAUAUUCUUAAAUGGUAUUAAAAAAAAUACAGUUUAACACACUCCAGUGUUAAGACUGGAGUGAAGACUGACUUUAGAAACUUACUAUGUAAACAAGCCUGAACUCUGUAAGACAGUUCUCACAUUCCUAUUUUAGGUGUUCAUAAUUAACAAUGUCCAAAGAGAAUGCAAAUGCUCCUCAAAUACUGAGAACACUUACUGAACAUAAACAUAAGAUGGGUUCAUACAUUUCAGGCUAUGUCAAGAAAUAGUCACCUAUGCUUACAGAUCAGUGCAUGGAUACAAGAUUGCUGAUGUUAGAACACUGUCAUGUUUGGGUGAAUGCAAAAUGUCAUAAAUUCUGGAAGAAACUGAUAUAAGGCUCACCUAUUUAAUUGUAAUGUAGUUCAUUAGAAAAAAUUAAUUGGAAGAAUUGAGGCAUAAAUUAAGAGUGAAUUUAUAAGACAGUAAAAGCAUUUUAAUCAUUUGACAUUAAAAGGAAUCAAAAUCCAAAGAUCUUUAGAUCCAAGGUUUCGUUUUAUCAAAAAAAUACAUACAUAUACAGUACUAACAUGUAUAGUUUUGAUUUAUGUAAACAGGAAACACUGUGCAAAAAAGAAAACACUGAGAAGGGUAAUCAAAAUAUGAUUUAAAAGGCAAAAAUAAUAGAAGCCAUGGGAUGAAGCAUCUAUGUGAUGAAGGCAGUACAGAUCUAAUCCCAGGGUUGAGUUCUUCAGAAUGAGCCUCAAACUCACAGUCCUCUUUUAAAGGAUAACUCACUGAUCCAAUUUUUCUGGUGACAAGGCUUGGAGGAACAGCACAGUUUUGGGCUCUUUUCACAGUGGGAAUCCCCGAUUUGUCUGCAAUUAUUUCAAACAUGGUCUAAACCUAUUGAAAUGCCAGUAUUACCAAAAGUAUACAUUUCCAUUGUGUAUCAUAACCUUUGGGUUUGGGGUCUUUUCAUGCCUUUUCAGAAAUCCUGUCCUCAAACGAAAUAAAACAGCAAUGUCACAGUUAUGGUAGGAGACCAUGUGAUGAAUCAAGUAGGUCACAAUCUUUUAAAAACCCAGAGCAGCAGGGAACAACAACAACAACAAAAUAAUAAUAAUAAAAACCUUAUUCUGCAAAAUACUUCAGUAAUCUGUAAAGUAUUAAUCCAUUUUCACUCUAUCAUGCUUUUUAUCAACCAUAGCAGAUUCUGAAAUGUAGCCUCUACAAUGAGUCUGAAAUGAUGCUGUUCUUCCCAGAACUGAACCUAAAAAACAAGCUCAAAGCAGUGUGGUGGAUUCAAAAGAUUACAAGAAAAAAGGCACUGGUCUCCAGAAAAAAGAUUUUAAAAUUACUCGGCAUUGGAGUCAGAGGGCAAAGACCGAAUGCCUUUCGGAGAUGAUGCAUAAUUAAACAAGACUGUUAAUCAUAUUGUUGAGUAGAAAGUGUUUGACAAAGCCAAAGAAAAAAGAAACCAUUAAUUUAGGGGAGAAAUUUUUUUGUGUGACAAUGUCAUUUAACCACAAAAUAGAAAUCUGAUAAGUUACAAGAACAAUUCUCCUACUAGCAAUUAAUAAUAACCAUAUUAUAGAUCACAUUUCUACUGUGAUAACUGUAAUGUCAAAGUCUGGUAAGACUUUAUCUUGUUACCCACUGUCAUUCCUCUAAUUUUGGAAGGAUUAAUGAACCAAUUUUUGCUAAAAUGUAGGCACACAUACAAAAAAGUGAGUUCUGGUGAACGUACGAAGUCUAGUCAGCCUCAGGUUAUCUUCAGUCUUCACACUCUUGAUGUUCCGGGAAUGAUGCGCGAGUUUAGGUUGGUUCUAGGAUAGGCCCAGGGGCCUGGUUUGAUCUGGGAUCCCUGGGACCAUACCUAGAACAAACCCAAACAAAACGAAACUCCUUGGGAGUGCUUUCAGCUCAGGUGACUUCUGGGCUUUUCACUCAUAUGGACCUCCAGGGCUGUACCAGACCAUACAAUGUUUAAGGAAGGGGAGUAACAUUUCUGGAGUUUUCUGUACGUUGCCAGGUGCCAGUACUGUGCAGAAAAUACUUUGACUUAAACUUGGAAUUAAUUUUAAAAUUUACUUUGGGAGGGGUAAAGGAUAUGUAACUUCUUAGGAUAUCAUAAAAAACAAAAAACUUGUGAAAGACAUGCUUUAGUUUUAGAAAAAAUUUCAAAGAUGAAAUAAACUCAUUUUGUAGGUAGCCAACCUUUAGGAAAUGCUAUGAAAGUGAAAAAUGUAAAGUUCAAAACAAUAGAAUUAUUCUUUAUCUUGAGAAACUCUUAAGAUACAAAUAUGAUGGGAAAUACAUAUUUCUACAACAAUGGCUCAUAGAAUAUACCCACUUUGAAAAACAGUGUAUCAGAAGUAUACACAACUUAAAUACUGUCCUGUUUCAAUAACAUGUCUGAUAUGUGCCAAAUGAAAUUCAGUAAACAGGGAUGAAACAAAUUAACUCAACUGCUGACAGGUUAAAAUAUAUUAAAAUGUACAGCAUUUAAAAAAUACCAUAUGCAUUUUAAUUGAUCACACAUUUUAGAAUUUAUUCAUGUUAUACCUUUGUAUAUGUGAAUCCUGUAAUCACUUCAUCCUCUUUUCAAUUUAUAGCAAUUAUACUGAGUAGAAUCACUUUCCUCUUACAACUAUACUCAAAGAGAAUUUCUCUCUUUGUACCACCAACCAGGGGUUGGCGUCAUAAUUAUUCUGUAAUGGCAGUCUCAACUCAAGAAACGGGUUUGGAUCCUCUAUUUUUAAGUGAAUAUUAUAUCACAAUUCCCUUCCAGUAGCAUAUGAAUAAUGUUAAGCUGUGUCAUGGCCAUAGACUGAUUUUCCAAUUACCCUGUAUAUGAUGGAUAGAUGAAUCAACGUAUGGACUAAAACAUAAUCAGCCUAUUUGUAAAACUAAGUUAUUCAAGGUGAGGGUAUCCCUUUCUAGACAAAUCUGAAUUUUACUUGCAAACAUUGUAACACGUGAAUUUCGUGUUUAUUUUUCAUUCAAGAGAGAAAAAUCAUCAUGUUUGCUUAACAUCAAAUGGUAAUUUAAACACGCAAAAUAUAGAAUGACACUGGGUAUUUAGUCAUUCAAACAUCUGUCAACAUCAUUAGCUCUAACACUGAUAACUUCUGGCAAACUUUUAACAUACAUUGCGUUGAAUAAAAAUAAAGAUGUUGUGUUAAAAUCCUGCACAUCAAAGAAUAAAUUCUUUGUGGUAAAACUGCCUAGAGUCUAAAGACCUUAUUACUUCUCAGUUCUCUAGGAUAUCAAUUAUGAAAGUUUUCUUAUUUUCCAGGACUCAACCUACUUCAUUGUUUCAGAAAUGAAAAUACAUUUCUCUAAAAACAAAACCAAAGUAACAACAAAACCAACCUAGCCAAAGAAAUUCUUAGCAACAUGUGGUAUCUGAUUCAACUAGAAAGUACUGUAGAAAAUGCUAAUUUGAGUUGGCUGGUUUUAAUCAGAGCCAAAAAAUUAAAGAAUAGAAUGUAGAGAAGGUAAAGUAUAGAAACAUAAUCAUUCCUUUUGUACAAUAACAGCUCUUCUAUUUUGAGAGCAGGUACCUAAUUUAGUAACUUCACUUAAAGAUAGCAAUGAAAUAGGUAGUAAUAGAUACCCACAAAAUCCAUGCAUUUAAGUAUAAUCCAGGUUUUUAGGUCUUCACUGAGUCAAUUUGUUCUUACUUUAUACAUUAUUCUAGCUGUUUUAGUUACCUGGUUUCCGAAACCAAAACAGACUAGAAGGAGCAUAACGAAGGUGGAGAAAGGCCACUGCUAUGGGCACACUUAAGCGGUAUUUGGAGAAACUGGAGGAAUGAGAACUGCUAUCAGAAAACAAAGACAAGAAAAUGAAAAAAGCACAUCAGAAUGGAGCCAUUUAGUAAAAGGGCAUGUAGCUCUCAGUGCCUUAAUUAGACUAUCACAGUAUAAUAACUGUUGUUAAUAAUGAUCAUUUUGACAUCAAAAAAGAUUUAAAUGAUUUUCAUAUAUUGUUUAAUAAGAUAGCAAUGCAUAUUGUUUUAAAAAGAUCACCUUCAGAAAUUAUUCUGAAAAAUUUUAAUGCUUAAAGGGGUUUACGUUCUAUAGAAAACUGGGAUAUCUAGAAUGAGUCAUUCUCCAAAUAUCCAAUUAGCCAGUUCUUUCUAAAUUAGCCAUGCAUGUUUAGUCUCAAACCUAUAGUUCUAGAAUAUAAAUCUUGGUGGACAGAGUUGGAGUCAUAUUUAUAAUGUUUAAGUUUUCAGUCUGUGUCCUAUACUAGGAAUAAUGAGCAAAAAAAACAAAACAAAAACCAAAAAAAAAACAUCUUCCUAAAAUAUA